This is a messenger RNA of Drosophila erecta, 2064 nucleotides long. RefSeq lists its product as uncharacterized. The record is from RefSeq and is a predicted model, not a curated record. The transcript is spliced from 3 exons. Bases 835 to 1836 code for a protein of 333 amino acids. NCBI's taxonomy places the organism in Eukaryota, Metazoa, Arthropoda, Insecta, Diptera, Drosophilidae.
UGAAUGGCUUUUUGGCCAACAUUGCACUCCGAAAUCGUCUGACAUGUUAGUUGUUCGCUGAAUUGUAAGGAAAAACAGACUAUUAAAUAAAGUGGAAUGCUUCUUAAAAUUCCUUUCCAACAUUCCUAUAAAUUCCUAUACCAAUAAAAACAAGUACCAUAUGUAAGAGGGCACUGGGUGCAAGUACUACCAAUUCAGUGACGUCAGUUGUGCGUAGUGUCACGUUCACAAACCGUUUUCAUGCUCUGAGCCAUUGCACGACAAUUCGUAAUAGAGGCAGUUUAUGCAGGAAGAAAAGAGAUGAGAUACAUGCAGAUAGAGCCAAGAUGGAGACAUUGACUUUGCAGUUUUUGGUGGCUGCUGCCGCCGUUUAGGGGAAAUUGUGAAGAAAGUGUUGAAAACGAAAUUGUAACUGGGAGAGCGUGUGUCUCUGGCUUUGCGAGAGUGCCAACAAGUUGUCGGUAGCCAAGCAGACAGCGCGAAGAAGCGCCGACUUGGCCAAGACUGGUCCGCAUCCACCAAAAGUCCGAGCAGCGGCGUUGGCCGCGGCAGAGACGGUGGAUCUUACCUGGUGGCCGAGGCCAACUCAGAUUGCCAGUCAACGGGCACAUCUCAAGCGUUGCAGUCGCUUUCCAUGCGAACUCGAUUCCAAGCUAUCUCCACUCCUUGGCCAAUUCAGCUGAAGUAUCGUGUAUAUUUAUUUUUCGGCCAACAUCUGCGUGUCUGCCAUAGAUUCGCGUGAAAGUGGUCCAAAUCAAUCACCUAAAACUCAGGAUACAGCUGCAGCUGGUGCCGCAAUUAUCGUACACUAAUCAAAUAGUCACAGCCUUCAUUAUGUUUCUCACAAAGAGUUCAAGUGCGCGGCACUCGUUGCUGCUGCUUCUGUUGGCCUUUUGCUGCCUGAGCAGUGCCUUUGCUGCCAAGAUAACGAAGAAGGUCGAAAAAACAUCGGAAAAGCCCGAGCUGGAGCCAGCAGCAUCUCCAAUCGAGCAGGAAAACGAUGAAGAUGCUGGUGAGGAUGACGACGACGACGACGACGAUGACGACGAGGAGGACGCGGAGGAACCUGCGGUGAAUGCGGCUGACAAAGAAGCUGCAGCAGCGGCAUCGAGUAACAAGAACCCCAAUGCAGUGCAGGCAGCCACGGAUCCCACAGAUCUCAGUGUCUGGGGCAUGGUUCGCACUCUGUGGGGCUGGCUGCGCAGCGAUCUGGGUGAAAGCCUAUUCGGCGAUGACGAUACCGACGACGGGAAGCCCUCGUCCGGCAGCUCAGCAGUGGAGGGGCGUACCUUCGGCAAGAUCCGUCGACUUCAAAUGGCCUUGAUACCCAUUAUCUUCAAGUUUGGAGUUCUUUCGGCGAUGGUUGCCUUUCUGGUCGCCAUUGGCAUGAAAUCGCUGUUCCUGCUCAAGGUUCUAGUGGCGAUGAAUGCCAUUGCCAUUCUGGGAAAGUUCCUUACCCUGAAGUCCAGUCUCUUUGGACAGUAUGAGAACACGGCGCCGUCCUUCAACUACCCGGGCUGGAAUCCCCAUGCCAAGGAGUCGUGGGGCUCCACUGGAUUGAGUGGCCAUGGCGUUGGCCAGCCCCCCAGCAAGGAGAUUCACCUGCACAUCCAUGGAAAUGCCCAGACUCAGGCUCAACUCGCUGGCCAGGGCUACCAGUAUGAGUCGCAGUCGGGUGGAUGGGCCAGUCGAUCGGAUCCCUAUGGAGCCUAUGCACCCACGGGUCAGUUCACGGAUAGCCAGCCCGUGGGAGCAGUGGCCGGAGAGGUGCCCAACAAUACGGAUCCCAUGUCGCUGCUGCCCACGAAGUACCGGGCGAGACACCUCAUCCGCUGAGCAAGAGCUCUUCCACUUGAUGGGAGUUCCACAUGGAAGUCAACGACCACCGCGUUUAAUUAGCUAGCACACAUUUAGUCAGCGACUUUACGAGGACGCAGCUUUACGUACACCUAAAACUAUAGUUACGAGCCUAGUGUUUAAUUAAAUUAUUUGCCCUAAACCCUAACUAGCCCUAAAGCCCCAAAAUCAAUGAUAAUUUGUAAUAAAUAGUCGUAAUGAAAGAGA